Messenger RNA from Microdochium trichocladiopsis, 587 nucleotides. RefSeq lists its product as uncharacterized. The record is from RefSeq and is a predicted model, not a curated record. The transcript has a single exon. Bases 1 to 327 code for a protein of 108 amino acids. Lineage: Eukaryota; Fungi; Ascomycota; Sordariomycetes; Xylariales; Microdochiaceae.
AUGUGCCCAUUGGCUCUCCGGGCUCUGGGCUGCGGGGGUUUCACAGCCGGCGUUUGUGAUUGGCAGCUGUCCAGUGGCCCAAGCUCGACUCUACGUCCUGCCCAGGUGCUUGCUCAGGUCGUGCUCGCCUCUAGCUUCAUUCAUCACAAGCAGCAAGAUUGGGGGGUUAUAGUCGAGCUGGGAUCAGGCAGCACUCUUCCCACAUCUGCCGGCAGAUCUGCGGCUCUAACAAUCGCCCGACGCUACACUGCAACUGUGUCCGAAACACAGUCGUCCCAAGCCUCACACAACACGAGUGCCAUUUCCAACUUGCACGUCAAUGCGUGAGCCCAGAGUCCGCCCAGCUCGUUCAGUCCCUGCCGCCAAGCUUGUCGUGACGGCGCCACGGCGCAGCAAACAAAAGCCUGCAGUCCUCGUUCGCGGACCGCACAGCAGUCGACAGCCAGUCAAGUCGCAGCCCGCCCGAAGGCCGGAUCUGUGCACGGGCUUGUUUGCAGGCCGAAGCAUCCACCCUGAUUCCGCUCCCCCAGCAGGCAACUGCCGUUUUCCGCAUCAGAAUAUUGCGCAACCUCGCGAGGAUCAAAAGC